AUGUCUCGGCUGAAGCGGUUUUGGAAGGGAGAUUCGACGAAGGCAAAGGGUCAAAAUGACGAUGUGUCUGCAAAAUUAGCUGGACCAGUUACCCUCCACGGUGACAGCGUUAUAGGGUCGAUUUCUGCAACUUCAAUUACCAAUCGGUCAACCACAGAUCCUUCUACCUUGAUCUCCGUCACCUCCGAGAAGAUGCCUCACACCAAGUUUACGGGAGUGACUGGAAAUGAGACUUCUAACGACCCGAAUCCAACCCAACCGCUAUCUGCAGAUAUCAUAGACGCUGGAUCUACUCCUGCUUCUCUCUGGGACAAAGCAUAUGAUUCUCUGAAGCAAGAAAAACCUGAGCUAGUAUCAAGAUAUGAGGACCUCUUGUCUCGAGUGCUCAUCAGAGCUAAGGCGAACUCUCUAUCGGCCCCGAGCCAGGAAGAAGACGCCGAGGAUAUCAGGAACCAAAUUCCCCAACAUGAUGCGGCUACGCGCAGAGAGAAACUGAAACAGAUAGCCGAACUAGGUCUGAAACACAUGGAAGAUAAGAAGGUUAAGGUGACAAUGCUAGGACAUGAGAUCGGUCUGCAGGACGGGGUGGCUCAGAUUGGCAAGGCUGUGGAUUGGGCCCAAGAAUACGUCAAAGAUGCGGUCAAAGAUGUCCCUUAUGCGCCGGCUGUGAUGGCAGGCAUCUCACUCGUCCUUCCCCUCCUAAAAAACCCGGCCGCUGCCGACACUGCCAAUCAGGAGGGGUUUACAUAUGUCACGUCGCAAAUGCGCUACUACGUCGAGAUGGAGUCGCUCCUGUUACCCGAGGAUAUGAAGCCUGGCUUGAAGAAUGACUUGAUGGAACGUGUGGUGGACCUGUAUAACCUCAUUAUUGACUUCCAGGCGCAGAGUGUCAUAAGGUUUUAUCGCAGUCAGACCAAAAGCUACUUCAAGGGCGUCGUCAACUACGACAGCUGGGACGAUAAACUGGGUCACCUCAAGGAGGAAGAGGCAAAACUAGAGGAUAAGUUUGAGAAGGUUUUGUCUGCCACGGGUGUGCAGCAGCUGAAGAAGCUGGCCGGGGAAGCGAAAAGAUCUCACAAGGCCCUAAACGAUAUUCUCGAUAAUAUUCAGGAGCUUGUGAGGAUAUCUCGAAGCCAAAAGGAUACACUAGAGAGGACUGAGCAACGCUUAUCUAAUGCGGAAGACCGACGCUGCCGAGACACUCUCAACGCCACCGAUCCUAGCCUUGAUAAAGUCCGAAUCGAGGAGGACAAAGGUGGUCUUCUCCGAGACUCAUAUUGUUGGGUACUCGACCAUAUCGAUUUUCAGAGGUGGAGGGACGCGAGAUGUGGCCAGCUUCUCUGGAUCAAAGGUGAUCCUGGAAAGGGCAAGACAAUGUUGCUCUGCGGGAUUAUUGAUGAGCUAUCUAAGGUGGCUAUACAUGACAUUAACAUCUCGUUCUUUUUCUGCCAAGCUACAAACGACCGCAUCAAUAAUGCGACAGCAGUGCUGCGGGGACUUAUAUAUAUGCUUGUGCAGCAACAGCCCUCUCUCAUCACCCAUGUUCGCGAUGGCUCCUUCGAGGGAGAGAAUGCAUGGUUCGCAUUGCUCAGAGCCUUCAAUAAGAUUCUAGAGGAUGCGCACUUGCAUCGCACUUACUUUAUUAUUGAUGCACUUGACGAGUGCACUUCAGGCCUGAGCCAACUUCUUGAUUUACUUGUUCAGCAGUCGUCAGCUCAUUCGCACGUGAAAUGGAUCGUCUCUAGCCGCAACUGGCCGAGCAUUGAGAAAGACCUCGAUAACACGACGCAAAUAAAGCUUCGUCUUGAGUUAAACGAGGACUCUUUGUCGGCUGCUGUUAACUCAUUCAUCCAGCAUAAAAUAAAUAAGUUGGCAGAAAGGAACAAUUACAGUGCCGAAAUACGGGAUGUGGUCCAGCAUCACUUGAUAUCAAAGGCAAAUGGCACGUUCCUCUGGGUCGCCUUGGUUUGUAGGGAACUUACCAACGUCCCAAACAGACACGUGCAGAAGAAGUUGGAGGGAUUUCCGCCCGGUCUUGAUGAGCUUUAUAGGCGAAUGUUCAACCAAAUCAGCGAAUCAGAUGACGCGGAGCCCUGCAAGUCUCUUCUCGGCGUUGCUAUGACCGUUUUCCGCCCUAUCACGCUGGAUGAAUUAUCGUCCUGUAUCGACUUACCUAAAGAAAUCACAGACGAGCUAGCAGAGAUUAUAGGGCUUUGUGGCUCUUUCUUGUCGCUCAGAGAACGGACGAUCUCCUUAAUUCAUCAGUCAGCCAAGGACUUUCUCCUGCGAAAAGCAUCCGAUGAGAUCUAUCCUAACGGAAUUGAAAAGGUACACUAUUCCAUCUUCUCGAAGUCGAUGCAUGCAAUUGCUAGGACACUGCAACGUGAUAUCUACGGCCUAGUCGCCCCCGGAUAUCCGAUCGACCAGGUCAACCAGCCGGAUCCAGACCCAUUAGCCGCAAUACGGUACGCAUGUAUCUAUUGGGUUGACCACCUAAACAAGUGCUCUCUCGGCAAUCGCGCGAUCGAAGACCUUCAGGACAGUGGCUUGGUCGGGAGUUUCUUGCGCCAGGACUACCUUCAUUGGCUCGAGGCUCUCGGCCUAUCAAGAAGCUUGUCAGAUGGAGUAGCCUCCAUGCUAAGACUCGAGAGUUUGAUUAAGACAAUAACGGAGGAUGCACAGAUAAUCAAUCGAGUUCGAGAUGCAUCCCGGUUUAUCCGAUACUUUAAAACAGCCAUUGAAAGCCAACCCCUCCAAGUAUACGCUUCAGGGAUGGUCUUUUGCCCAACUGGCAGCAUAACAAAGAUCCAAUAUAAAGUCAACGAGCCAGUGUGGAUAAUGGAGAAACCAACCAUGGAAGAGAGUUGGAGCGCAUGCCUCCAGACCCUCGAGGGCCAUGGCGAUAGCGUCAAAUCGGUCACCUUCUCCCAUGAUUCCAAGCGGCUCGCGUCGGCUUCGGCGGAUGGCACCGUCAAGGUGUGGGAUGCCAGCAGCGGCGACUGCCUCCAGACCCUCGAGGGCCAUAGCGAUAGCGUCAAAUCGGUCACCUUCUCCCAUGAUUCCAAGCGGCUCGCGUCGGCUUCGGCGGAUUGCACCGUCAAGGUGUGGGAUGCCAGCAGCGGCGACUGCCUCCAGACCCUCGAGGGCCAUAGCGAUAGCGUUAACUCGGUCACCUUCUCCCAUGAUUCCAAGCGGCUCGCGUCGGCUUCGGAGGACGAUACCGUCAAGGUAUGGGAUGCCAGCAGCGGCGACUGCCUCCAGACCCUCGAGGGCCAUAGCUAUCACGUCAACUCAGUCACCUUCUCCCAUGAUUCUAAGCGGCUCGCGUCGGCUUCGGAGGACGAUACCGUCAAGGUAUGGGAUGCCAGCAGCGGCGACUGCCUCCAGACCCUUGAGGGCCAUGGCUAUAGCGUCAACUCAGUCACCUUCUCCCAUGAUUCCAAGCGGCUCGCGUCGGCUUCGGAGGACGAUACCGUCAAGGUAUGGGAUGCCAGCAGCGGCGACUGCCUCCAGACCCUUGAGGGCCAUGGCUAUAGCGUCAACUCAGUCACCUUCUCCCAUGAUUCCAAGCGGCUCACGUCGGCUUCAGCGGAUGGCACCGUCAAGGUGUGGGAUGCCAGCAGCGGCGACUGCCUCCAGACCCUCGAGGGCCAUGGCUCUAGCGUCAACUCGGUCACCUUCUCCCACGAUUCCAAGCGGCUCGCGUCGGCUUCAUGGGACGGCACCGUCAAGGUGUGGGAUGCCAGUAGCGGCGACUGCCUCCAGACCCUCGAGGGCCAUGGCUAUGGCAUCAACUCGGUCAAAUCAUUCGACAGUAGCCACUCCCGUGUUGAAACUAACAUUGGCACCCUUCGUUUAUCUUUGGGACGGACCCACGCUACUGAGCCCGAAGUGCCGCAAUUUGAAGGUUAUAGUAUAAGUUCCGACAAAACAUGCAUUACUAGGAACUCGAAGGAUGUACUCUGGUUACCACCGGAGUACCGCCCAGUUACCGCCAGCGUGUCACAAUCGACAAUAUGUCUUGGCUGUGCCUCGGGACGAGUACUAUUAUUCACCUUUGAUUCCUCAACAUUAUCAAAUCUCCUUGACUGCCCUGAAAUCCUUUUAGAUUAA
Messenger RNA from Penicillium riverlandense, 4113 nucleotides. RefSeq lists its product as uncharacterized. Gene Ontology annotation, cellular component: nucleolus; 90S preribosome. The transcript is spliced from 4 exons. NCBI's taxonomy places the organism in Eukaryota, Fungi, Ascomycota, Eurotiomycetes, Eurotiales, Aspergillaceae. Gene Ontology annotation, biological process: endonucleolytic cleavage in 5'-ETS of tricistronic rRNA transcript (SSU-rRNA, 5.8S rRNA, LSU-rRNA); endonucleolytic cleavage to generate mature 5'-end of SSU-rRNA from (SSU-rRNA, 5.8S rRNA, LSU-rRNA). The coding region runs from base 1 to 4113 and encodes 1370 amino acids. Gene Ontology annotation, molecular function: U3 snoRNA binding; protein binding. The record is from RefSeq and is a predicted model, not a curated record.